Messenger RNA from Corythoichthys intestinalis (scribbled pipefish), 1944 nucleotides. Its product is annotated as pleckstrin homology domain-containing family A member 1-like. Bases 214 to 1251 code for a protein of 345 amino acids. The transcript has 12 exons. Lineage: Eukaryota; Metazoa; Chordata; Actinopteri; Syngnathiformes; Syngnathidae. The record is from RefSeq and is a predicted model, not a curated record.
CUUAAUUCAAGACUCUUAUCAAUUCGAAGUCCUUAUUUAAGAAAAAUACAAACUUUGUGUUUUGCUUUUUUAAAAUACUAACUCGUCGUUUUUGCCGCCAAAUCCGCCACUGUAACCCUACGGACGUUUGUUUAUUGAAAGAUGCUAACAUCUGCCCAGACUUUCAAUUUCACACAGUAAUGUGAUGUCACGGAGCCGGUGGACGCGGGGGCCAUGCCGUACGUGGACCGACACAAUCGCAUCUGCGGCUUUCUGGACAUCGAGGAGACGGAGGCCAGCGGAAAGUUCUUGAGACGAUACUUUGUCCUCGGCGCGCAGCGGGAUCGACUCGUGUGGUACAUGGACAACCCGCAGAACCUUCCGGACGGAGCCCAAAACGUCGGAUCUCUCAAUCUUUCCUACAUCUCCAAAGUGAGCGAUGCCACCAAACUAAGGCCAGAGGCUGAGUUCUGCUUUGUUAUAAACGCUGCAAUGAGGAAGUUCUACCUGCAAGCCAACGACCAACAAGAUUUGGUAGAGUGGAUCGCCGUUCUCAACAACGCCACCAAGAUAACGGUGCCAAAAAUUAGCGAUGGCGCCGAUGCACCUCAAGAAGUUUUAGGAGCCUUGAAGCAGGUCUCUUACAAGACGGAGAUCAUCGGCGGCGUCCCCGUCGUCACUACCACUCAGGAACAGGUGGAGACGGCGAACGGAGCCGAGCGCGACGCUUUGAGCGCACCCUACUUCCUAUCUGGCCAAGUCCACCGCCAGAACCGGGAUGUCAUCAAGGCGGGAUUUUGCGUCAAGCAGGGAGCGGUGAUGAAGACGUGGAAGCGACGUUUCUUCAUGCUGGAUCAAAACGACCUCCGCUACUUUAAGUCGGACUCGGACAGCGAGGCGCUCCGCGUCAUUUCCCUCAAGGACAUCCUCAAAGUUCAAGAGUGCGAGCAGAGCGAGCUGAUGUUGAGAGACAACCUCUUUGAGGUGGUCACCACCUCCAGAACCUUCUACUUGCAGACGGACAGUCCAGAUGACAUGCACAGCUGGAUAAAAUCCAUCACCGGCGCAAUCGUGGCCAAGCGUGGACCAGGAAGCUCCAUGCCCUCAGAUGGCAGCUCGCCCACCGUCUCCUCGUCCACUUUCUACGUCACCUUAGGCGAGAAACCGCCUCAGGCGCAAUCCCCCACUGACUCUCCCGCCCACUCAGUUGUGCUGGGGGAUGAGUUGAUGUCUCGGCGUACCGAAGAGGACCCGAACCCCCGCAACGCGUGAUUUGGUUUGAGGACGGUGGGCUCUUCCUCAGCAGCUUUAAAAAUAUAUAUACUGUGUAUUUUCAAUACAUUUUACUUUUUAAUUUCCCUCUGUUGCCACUUUUAGAUUAUGUAUGGAGGUAAUAACUCCGGUUUAUUCCUUUAAUCAAGGUUUUAAAUAAUCCUAAAUGUAAUCAUUUUUAUACAGUGUAUUAAGGGCAAUCAUAGACUUCCAUUGACAGCGAUAGACGUCCAAUUCGUUUUGACUGAGGGGGCAAAUGAUUUAAAUGUUUUUUGGGUUUUUUUAAGAUUAGGUGUAAAUUUUGGGCAAAAAUGUGCCCCCAAAAACCCUACAAAAAAACUAAUGAUAACCAGGUUAUAUAAUACAGUGAUCCCUUGUUUUUCGCAAUUCAUGGGGACCUGAAUCCUGAAACCUGAAAGUAGCGCCCCACCCCCUAUUUUUUUUUCUUUUUGUGUUCAAUGUAUUCAGAUUUAGAAAUAGAAAGAUACAGAUACAUGUUUUUUUCCCCCCUGAAAUAUAAUUAAAAAAAAAAAACUUUUAUGUAUACUUAUAUAUAUUUUGAAUAAAUGGUUUUAAAGCACUUCAAAUGUAAUAAUUAUAAGUUUUAAUCAUGUUACUGUCCCACUGAAUUAUUUUUAAACAAGAAUAAAGUAGAAAAAUGCUUGUUUCUAUAAAUGCUUCAUUGAAUGAAUC